AUGGCGACCGCCGCCGGCCCCGUCGGCGGGCUGUCGGCGAAGGACGAGAUUAGGGAGGUGGAGAUGGAGAUCAUGAACCCGCCGGAGGAGGCGGCGGAGCGGGCCGGGCUGAAGAGGGCCUGGGGCUCCGCGAGCGCCGGCGCUUCUCAUGGUUUUAUUGGGGUGACUACUGCUGAAAAGAAGCCAACACUCCUGCCUCGUAACAAUGUCAAAUAUCUGAAGAAAACUGGCAGUGGCAAUCUUCUACGUUCGGAUAUGCCAGAUACUAAUGCUUGGAGAUUUAGUAGCUCAUCUCCUGGUGGAGAUCUGGGGAGCAAAACCAGAACCCCUACGAGUACCUUUAAUGCUCAAGGAAAGAAUUGCACUUCUCCUCAUGAAAGAGAGGGUUCUGGUUUUGGUAACCUGUGGAGUCAAGAAGAAAAUGCUGGUUCACUCACAUCAGUUGGUUAUGGGAAACAUAGAGGCUCUGAAGAAGGAUUUGAAGCACAAUGUGUAUCCAACUUGAAUGAUCUGCACAACUAUGGGCGAUAUAGGACCCUCAUUCAUUCUUAUGGCGAAGAUAAUAGGGGGCUGGCUCAUAACUCGCCCAACCUAAAUAUUUCGGAGAGGUCUUGCAGAACUGAUAAUUUAUGGACUACAAAGCCUACCCCUCCUGUAAAUGAGCUGGUGCAGAUCUCAGUUCAAGGGAAAAACCACAAACCUAGUCUCAUGGGACGCCAUAUUAGUUUGCCCUCUGAUAGCUACUUGGAUGGCAGGGGAACCUUGAGUAGAUUGCAUUUAGAUGGAGAAAAUCUGUUGCCGGAUCUGAAUGUGGCCAAAGCAAGCAGCCUAAGUGAUUCUCAUGUCUCUGAUUAUUGGCAUCGACCAUUUGACUCAUCUGUUUCAUUUGACUAUCCCCAGUAUGGUGAGAAGCGAUCUGUUUAUGGUGGACCAACAGAAAAUCUUCCUCACAAACAUCAGAAAGAACAUAGUUCAAGCUUUGCCUCAUACGGCUCAAACAGUAUAACAGGGUUCAGAAGUCCAGGCUACAAUAGCUCUGCUCAUUCCUUGGGUAGCCAACCUUCUCGAGCAAUUACUCACCUAGGAAUGCCGUCCCCUCAUCAGUUAACACCUGGUAUUGAGAAAUUUGGUCUCCAUAAAGAUGUAUAUUUUGACAAGGGCUGUGGUACAUCUAGGCUUGGGUUACGUGCAAGCAGUUCAUGCCAACCUGAGCACCUUUCCCCAAUCAAGGAUGACCCUUGGGUAACUUCAGUGCCUUUUGUACCUCUUGUUGAGUUUCCCAACAGUACAUCACCUUCAAAUAGUCCAUAUGACCCACUUGCUGACAGUAUGGACCCUCCCAAAGUUGAAAGUGGCAAUAUUCUCAAGUCCUCCAACAUAUCCUGCAGCAUUUCAAGUCAGCACACUGCUGGGAAUGGUGUUAUAUAUGGAGAUAUCAACAAAUCAUUGAUUUAUGCUGAUAAGUUGGCAAGGAAUAUGUCGGCAAAAGGGUCAAAUGAGUUUGCAGGCUUGGUUGCACCUGUUAAGGAACGCUCUAGUCUGGAUGUCGAUACUUUGGUGAAAGCUUUUGAAAGAACCAAAGAUGGAGCAAUUGAUGAGAAAACGAGGGAUUAUUUCCGUAUUCAUUUGGCAGAACAUGUGAAGGAGUUGCUGAAACCUAUUUGGAAGGAAGGCAAACUGAGUAAAGAUGCUCAUAAACUGAUAGUAAAAAAAUCUGUUGACAAAGUUCUUGCUUCAGUUGAUCUGCAUCAAGUACCAGCUACUAAAGAAUUGAUAACUGAUUAUAUAACCAUGUCUGGAACAAAGAUUGAAAAGCUUGUGAAGCAUAUGUUGAUAGGCAUGGUACAAGAUGAGAUCCAGACUUCUAAAAGCUGA
Triticum turgidum subsp. durum (durum wheat) is the source of this 1875-nucleotide messenger RNA. The record is from the annotation of a GenBank genome assembly. Lineage: Eukaryota; Viridiplantae; Streptophyta; Magnoliopsida; Poales; Poaceae.